This is a messenger RNA of Pelodiscus sinensis (Chinese soft-shelled turtle), 1530 nucleotides long. RefSeq names its product olfactory receptor-like protein OLF2. Gene Ontology annotation, molecular function: G protein-coupled receptor activity; olfactory receptor activity. The record is from RefSeq and is a predicted model, not a curated record. Gene Ontology annotation, cellular component: membrane. Lineage: Eukaryota; Metazoa; Chordata; Testudines; Trionychidae. Gene Ontology annotation, biological process: G protein-coupled receptor signaling pathway.
AUGGAAGAAGGAAAUCAUUCGGUGGUGAGUGAGUUCAUUCUCUCAGGUCUCUCAGACAGUGCAGAACUGCAAGUUCUUCUGUUUGUGUUGUUCCUACUAAUUUAUGUUACCACCCUGGUCUGUAAUGGGGGGAUGAUCUUCUUAAUCACAAUUGACCCACAACUACACACCCCCAUGUACUUUUUCCUCAGGAGUUUGUCUUUCUGUGAUCUCUGCUGUUCUACAGUAAUAGCCCCUAAAAUGCUGCAGACUUUCUUAACUGAGAAGAAAAGCAUUUCGUACAUUGCUUGUGCUGUGCAAAUGUAUUGCUUCCUUGUUUGUGUAGAUGUUGAGUGUCUCUUACUGGCUGUGAUGGCAUACGACCGUUAUGUGGCCAUCUGUAACCCACUGCUCUAUACGGUCACCAUGUCCAGGCAGCGUUGUGGCCAGCUGGUGGCUGGAGUUUGUGCUGUGGGGUUGGUGGAUGCAAUGAUACUCACAUGUUGUACCUUUCAGCUGUCAUUCUGUCGCUCCAACAUCAUCAGGCAUUUCUACUGUGAAAUGCCCUUUGUGAUGGGGCUGUCCUGCUCUGACACACGCAUCACUGAGACUAUGGAAGAGGGAAAUUAUUCAGUGGUGACUGAGUUCAUUCUCUCAGGACUGACAGAUCGUCCGGAGCUCCAGGUCCCCCUGUUUGUGUUGUUCCUACUGAUUUAUGUUAUCACCCUGGUCUGUAAUGGGGGGAUGAUCUUGUUAAUCACAAUUGACCCAGAACUCCACACCCCCAUGUACGUUUUCCUCAGGAGUUUGUCUUUUUGUGAUCUCUGCUGUUCCACAGUAAUAGCCCCUAAGAUGCUGCAGACUUUCUUAGCUGAGAGGAAAAGCAUUUCGCACAUUGCCUGUGCUUUGCAACUGUAUUUCUUUCUUUUCUUUGUAGAUAUUGAGUGUGUUUUGCUGUCUGUGAUGGCCUAUGACCGUUAUGUGGCCAUCUGUAAACCGCUGCUCUAUACAGUCAUCAUGUCCAGGCAGCGUUGUAACCAGCUGGUGGCUGGGGUGUGUGCUGUGGGGCUGGUUAAUGCAAUGAUACACACGUGUUUUACAUUUCGUCUUUCAUUUUGUCGCUCCAACAUCAUCAAUCAUUUCUUUUGUGGCAUCGCCCCAUUGCUGCCGCUCUCCUGCUCGGACACCCACAUCAAUGGGAUUCUGAUUUUUGCUGCUACAUUUUACAUGGUGGUGAUCACCAUUGGGACCAUUCUCCUCUCCUAUGGCUACAUCAUCUCCGCCAUCCUGCGGAUCCGCUCUGCUGAGGGCCGGUGGAAAUCCUUCUCCACAUGCACCUCUCAUUUGACCGCAGUGGUCAUGUAUCAUGGCAUUCUCAUUUUUAUGACUUUCCAACCCACCUCCAGCUAUUCCUUGGACACAGACAAAAUAACCUCUGUGUUCUACGCGCUGGGGAUCCCCAUGUUGAACCCCCUCAUCUACAGCCUGAGGAACAGGCAGGUGAAGAAUGCCUUGAGAAAAACAAUGAAUAAACUCCUAAGGAAUUUCUGA